Molecule: messenger RNA, 1030 nt
Organism: Drosophila sechellia
Lineage: Eukaryota; Metazoa; Arthropoda; Insecta; Diptera; Drosophilidae
Exons: 1
Coding region: 16-894 (292 amino acids)
Source: RefSeq, a predicted model, not a curated record
CAAUCGAAGUUCAUCAUGGCUGCUCUUACAAACUAUUCCUUAGCUUUCCUAGUUUUGGCUUAUUGCCUGACUGUAGUACCGGCCAAGCAUCCUAGUCGCCAGGAAGCGGAGGAGGAUAUGUCCAAGUUCAUGAGUAUCCUUCGGCAGGAGCAAUUUAGUGCCGGCUCACCUCGAUUCAAUGAUGUCCUGGGCAACGCCAGGGCCAUUGUCGAAUAUCAGGACAAAGGAUUCAUUGGAAUUCGAGGCAUUUUCCAGUGGAUGACCAGCCCGAAUCCUCGCAACGAUGGCGUCUAUAACUUUAUGCAGUUCUUCGCCGACGAAUCAAGUGGAUAUAUAGGUAUUCAAAACUACGACAAGAGCUCCAAGUUCACGGUUCUGUUUUCCAUUUGGGAUGCAUCGGAUGCAUUUGCGGGUGAUGAUUUCGCCUGCGAGACUUUCGGCGGCGAGGGCGUCGGCUAUAAGUGCUACAACAGCACAUUCCCGCUGAUCAGCAAUGCCAUAUACUUCCUCGAUGUAGAGAUCGAGGGUUCCACCUUCAGGGGUUAUAUCUCGGAUCCGCAGGAGAAUCUCGACAGUGUGACCAGUACCCAGGUGAACCGUCAUCUGAUUGGCGAGAUCAUCACUCCGCACGAAAAGCUAACUAACCUCAUACCAUUCGGAUACUACAACGAGAACUAUCGCGAUAAGGACACCUGCAGGGAGGCCUUUGAACUGGUCACCGUUAACCAGGCUCCGCAUCAAUAUACCAAGUAUGGUCAUGCCAACACCAAGUUCACCGAGGCCUAUCUCUACAACUCGGAGUGCGAGGUCGAGAACAUUUUGGUGGCUCUAACGGCGGACAAGAAGAGCACCAUCUACUUCACCAGACCCACUGAUCUGAAUCUAUACAAUUGAGCAUCCAAAGAUACUGGAUUGGAGUACCAACUCAUUUAUUUAUAAGCUUUUGUUUUUAUAUAUUUAAAUAGUUUAGGGGAGAAUGAUUAUCCAAGAACUGGGUGGUGUAUUACAUGUAUUAAAUUGUUAAAACAAA